AUGGAGGUGAGUGAUCAACUUGCACCCUGGCAGCUUUUACCCAGGUGUGCAUUGAAUACAUUGGAUGGGCUCAAGAACUUGGUGUGGCUGUUUCAUGUACAGAUGGGGCAAUUGCAAAUUUCCCCUGUCCAACAACAUCAUGUUGCAAGCAACAGUGGUAGUGGUGUGGUUGUCAUCGGCAGUGCCAGUGUUCAGUAUCAUUGCACAGAUGCCAUUUCUCAGGCUACUCAAUUUAACACUUAUCUAUAUGGAAAAUCACAAACAAAUGACACGAGGGUAACAAACCAACAGAACUCAUGUGUGCACCCAUACUCUGCCAGCACAUCACAAAGGAACAGUGAAGUUGGGCAGUCCUAUAACAUGCACCAUAAUCCCAUACCUCAGAAGGUUGAUGCAUCAACCAUGACAGAAAAGGAAACCCAGACCAAUGAUGGGCUCUUUGGUAGCAGUGUGCAGCAACAGGAUUUUAAAACUUCAUAUCCCAUUACAACGAUGAUCCCUUCCCCUGCCACUUGGCAAAGUUUGGCUGGUCCACCGGGAUCAACUGUUGCUGAAUACUUGUCACGUUUGCCUGCUUCAACUCUUCCUCUAACACUUCACCAUUUGCUGAAGUUCUCAACAGCAGCUACUCCUGAAGGACAUGCUGUUGCAACACCUACCUCAGGUUCAGGGAUCAAAAAAGACGAAGAUAUUACAUUGUUGACAAAGAAAAAGAAAAAGAGGAAAUACAAAAAGAAGACAUAUAUCCCACGUCCACCACGCCCUAGGCCUGGUGAGAUCCGUCUCACAACAGCACUGGAUGGCUCUACACUGUACUGUUGCCCUGAAUGUCAUAUGGCAUACCCAGAGAGGGAGCUGCUGGAACAGCAUCUUGUAGUUCAUCGUCUUGAACGUCGUUUUGUAUGCGACAUCUGUGGAGCAGGCCUGAAACGCAAGGAACACCUUGAUAGGCACAAACAGGGUCAUAACCCAGAGCGCCCAUAUGCCUGUUCUAUCUGCCUCAAGGCAUUCAAACGCAGUGAGCAUCUGUCACGACAUUUUGUCAUCCAUUCAGGUGACAAAACACAGGUUUGCACAGAGUGUGGGAAGGGUUUCUAUCGUAAAGAUCACCUCCGAAAACAUGCCCAAAGCCACAUUGCAAAACGUCUACGUUCAGAGCUUAUGGGUCAGAAACCGCCACAAAGUGGAGGAGGUAGUAAUCAACAAGGCAUAGGGCCACUGGGAUCAAUGCCUUCUCCAACUGGCAUCACAGCUGUUGCUCUCAUGCCUGGAAGUGCUACCCUUCCCAUCCUAUCAUCCUGAAUAAAGAAGUGAUGUUUCUCCAUUUUCAUCACUGUUCUGCUUGAGAAUGUAUUUCCAAGCUUAGCAGUCCCAUAAAAGUGACUAUGAAUAUGUAAAGAAACAUUAUGGAGUUAGGUAUUUCAUUUGUAAUUUAUGUUUUAAAUUACCUUUAAUAGUCAUAUUUUAAUUUGUAAAAAUUUAGAUUAACAGUGAAUAUGUCAAACUUUUCAGAAAUGCAACUGGUGAUUUGCUAUGCUUCCAGUACUGCAUGAAGCAUUAUCUCUCUUUGUGUAUGUUGUGUGUGUGUUUGGGGUGGGGGGUGGAGCAGACUAGUCUCAUCCAGACUUUUACUUGCCAAAGGAAUGAAGUCAAAAAGUUUUUACAUAGAAUCAAACACCACAAUUUUUUUAUCACUAAUAAUUUCUGUAUUAAAUACAGAACCAUAAAUUGAUAAAAUCAAAACUGCUGUGAAGUUUCUCUUUGACUCUUUCUCUAAAGCAUUUUCACAUUUAAUUACUGUGCCACUGAUACUGAUUGAUAAAUAUGGCUGUCUUCUGGGUUGUGCCAUGUAAUCUGGUAGAAGUGAACCAGACUACAUGGCGUAACAAUCCAGAAGACGGCCAUUUCAAACUCACUGCUGUGAAAACUUCAAAUCCUACAUACUGAUAGAUGUCUGUAAGAUAAUAAGGUAGUGUUUAUGUCGUGUAAAAUUUUUCUUCAGCAUGCUUGAUAAUUCAAUUUUAAUUUCUUGAUUCAGACUUUACCCGUUUGUAAUGGGUCUGUUCAUUCCUGAUCCUUGUAAACAUAAUAAUGAAUCUUUGGGUUUUAUAAAAGGUAGGGAAUUUGGCCAGCUGAGUGACUGUCAAGUAAUCAAGAAGCCUACAAUAUGGAGAUGGUUCAUUUUGAAGGGAGUUAUUUUUACAGUGAUUACAACUGCUAGUAGAAACAGCCACACGUUCAGCAGAGUUAACAAAUUACUGAGUAUAUGGAAAGUCUGUAAAAUUUCAAUUUGAGAUAAACUACACCAGGUGUUGACUUAGAUUUAAAUAUUUUUUGUCUUAAAAUCACUUGAAACUCAAUCUCUAGUUGUAAGUUAUUUUUCCUUCAUUCACAUGCAUCAAACCUGUCAGUACACUAUAACCAUGGGUGGAACUACAACACUGUCAUUUCUGGCUUUUAUGGAACAAAGUUUCCACUGUAGUGAUUUUACUUCUAAAUUAGUAUAAUAUGUGCUAUACAUGUCAUAGCUUUUCAUAUUCCAAAACUAGAUAAGAAAGACAGUUCUAAUGCCAGUGUGACCCUUGCAUGAAAAGAGAGAUUUCCACUUUGUGCACAGUUAGCCAUGUGUUAUCUUUUCAGAAGCUACUUAAUAAAUCUAUGAAGUAUUCCUUAUUUUGCUUAUAGUAAGGACUGGAGAUCAGCAAUUUACAGAUGUCAAAAGACUUGCUUUCAACUCAGUGCAUGCCAUGUGUUCAGGAUUAUGUUUUCCAUCAGUAUUGAAGUGCUAUACUGACCCUCAUAUACCCUCAGCCAUAACUUUUCUGCAGUCAUUCACUCAAAUUUACGUUUUAAACAUGACACUGACAAUCACUUUUAUUUCUUGUUCCUUUUUAAAAUUAGUAGGAACAGACAUAAGAAAAUUCUGUCAGUAUAUUCAGUUAAUUUACAAAUAGUGUACACUUCUUUUUUGUUGCUAUUGUAUUGUAUUUUUAAGACUGCCACAUGUUUUGUUCCUGUCUUCAAGAUUGUUGAACAGUAAACAAUAUUUUUGUACCUGUCUUUAUGUAUUAAUAGAUAUUUAUCUGUUAAGUUUUGUAUAAAAAGAAAUAUUGUCAAUGUUGUCAAAUUCACUCCCAUACUGAUGUUUUUGUAUAAAGAAAUAUAAAUGUGUCUAGUUUAUAUA
Messenger RNA from Zootermopsis nevadensis, 3184 nucleotides. RefSeq lists its product as uncharacterized. The record is from RefSeq and is a predicted model, not a curated record. Lineage: Eukaryota; Metazoa; Arthropoda; Insecta; Blattodea; Termopsidae. Gene Ontology annotation, molecular function: DNA-binding transcription factor activity, RNA polymerase II-specific; RNA polymerase II cis-regulatory region sequence-specific DNA binding. Gene Ontology annotation, biological process: regulation of transcription by RNA polymerase II.